Molecule: messenger RNA, 2567 nt
Organism: Rhizophagus irregularis DAOM 181602=DAOM 197198
Lineage: Eukaryota; Fungi; Glomeromycota; Glomeromycetes; Glomerales; Glomeraceae
Biological process (GO): regulation of DNA-templated transcription; double-strand break repair
Cellular component (GO): Ino80 complex
Source: RefSeq, a predicted model, not a curated record
UAUAUGUGUUUUUUGACAUUCUAAUGUGAUUCAGAUACAGAUAUGACGAUGAUGCCACCUUCAUACGAGCGCAACUCAAAGGAAUUCAAUAUGUACUCAAAUAAAUAAAAAUAAUCAUAUAAAUAUUUUUUUAAAAAAAAAACUUUUAUCUUAUCUUAUUUUUACCCAAUUAGUUUUAAGAAAGUUUUGUGUUUAAACCAUGGAGGUUAAACAAGAAAUAAAUAUAGCAAGACCACCACAAUCACUUUCAGAAACACAAAUAAAUUUCAAUUUUCAACACAUGCAAACUACACAACCCGUUUCUAAUUUUAAUAAGAUAGACAGACACUAUACACCACAGCUAAAAUUUACCAACUUUGCAGCCCAACCAUCCAUUGUAACAAAAUAUGUCACCUCCAAAUUUUUAAGACACGAGAUUUCUUACUUCACUCGCGAUGAAGCAAAAAAAGAUUUGGCUGGUAAACAAAAGGAAAGUGAAGAGGAAGACGUUUAUGAAGACGAAGAGGAAGAGGAAACAACUAGCGAAGAAGAACUCGAGUCAAAUGUCGAAGGAUCGAAAGUAUUGGUGAUACAUCCAGGAUCAAGGUAUCUAAGGAUCGGUCGCGCUUCUGAAGCAUUUCCUAGCGUUGUACCACAUUUAAUUGCACGGAGAAUGAGAAAUAAAAAGGAAGAUGAAGCACGGCAAGAUGAGAGUAAAAAAGAGAUUAAGGUCGAGCGAGAAACUGAAGAUAUUUAUCCUGUUAAUAACAAUGAAAUCAAAAAGGAAAAUGAAAGUGAAGAAAUUAAAGAAAUGAGGCUAGACGAAGAGGAUGCUAAAGAAGCUGAAACUUGUUCAAAUUCGGCGGGCUCUUCAAUCGUGACUGAAGAGGAAGACGAAGAUGAGGAAUAUUUUAAACAUGCUGUUGGUGAAAUAAAAAAAGAAUUAAAAGAAAGGAUGAAGGCUUCGAAACGAAGGCCUGUUGCUAAUGCACAAUCACAAGUUCAUUCGUUUAAUAAAUCUGCCCAUCCAGAGACGAUCGCGGAUCAUAACGACCCUUAUAGAAUCGAUUGGACUGUAGUAGAUGAUGAUGCUGAGUAUUAUGUAGGAGAAAAGGCACUUCGACUUCCUGAUUCAGAUUCAGCAGAUUCUUUUAAAUUGUUUUAUCCGAUACAGCACGGUGAAUUUAAUACCAGUGAUUAUGAUUCCAUUAAAGCUAUAAUCGGAGAUCUAGAAACAAUUUGGACCGAGUCGAUUCGAGAAAAACUUGGAAUUUCUCGGAAAAAUUUCAGGAAUUAUUCCGUAAUUCUUGUAAUUCCUGAUGUGUAUAAUCGACUAUAUGUGUUGGAAAUGAUCACAAUGUUACUACGAUACAUGGAAUUCCGUCGCGUUUUUAUAGCGCAGGAAUCAGUAUGUGUCAGUUUUGGAGCCGGCAUGUCGGUAGCAUGCAUUGUUGAUAUUGGAGCUCAAACUUCCACUGUUACGUGUGUUGAAGAUGGGAUGUGUAUUCCUGACUCUAGGGUAUAUCUUCAUUAUGGAGGCGAUGAUAUCACGUAUUUCUUCAUUAAACUCUUAAGAAGAAGCAAGUUCCCAUAUUCUGAAAUGGAUUUAACUCGUGUAUAUGAUUGGUUGUUGGCUGAAGAAAUGAAAGAGAAAUUUUGUACUUUGGAUGAAGCCAAUCUCACAAUUCAAUUAAACGAGUUUUACGUGAGAGCACCUAAUAAACCCACAUUGAAGUAUCAAAUUAAGACGUAUGAUGAUGCGAUUAUCGCGCCAAUGCUGCUAUUUUACCCUCACAUAAUCAAUUUUAACAAGAAACGAGCCGAAUUUCCCCAAAAAUUUACAUCUUACACGAUUGACGAUAUUACAGAAGGAGCUAUUACAAAUAACGGAGUUCAACCAGGAUUGGUUAUGCAAAAACCAAAACUUUCUGUCGCAACACAAGCAGCAACGCAAAUUCGAACUUCUUUUCCUUCCCCAUCACCUCAACCACGAGAUAGUCCAGGAUCAACUACACCUCUUAGAAUAGAUAACAACACAGUCCCUGCACCUUCGCCUAUACCUGCAUCUGUGUUGCCUACAACCCAGCCCGCAUCUCCAUCAAUAUCAUCAAAUACAGUUGCACGUACUCAAAAUGCUCCUCUUGUAGAUUCUCUGUCUACACUACCACUUGAUGAUGCCAUAAUCCAGAGCAUUAAUACUGCGGCAACUGAAGAAAGAGCUAAAAAAUUUUAUUCAAGUAUACUUGUGGUUGGCGGAGGUGGACUUAUUCCAGGAGUGAAUAAAAUGUUGGAAGAAAGAUUGUCAUCCCGACAAAUACAAAAUGCGGAUAAACUUGAAGUCCUAACAUCAUCUAGAGAUUUAGAUCCAAGGUUAUUAGUAUGGAAAGGUGGAUCUGUAAUGAGCAAAUUGGAGAUUUUAAAUGAAUCAUGGAUUAAUUCGAGAGAAUGGGAAGAGUUGGGAGUUAGAUGCUUAAGAGAAAAAGCAUUUUUUAUUUGGUAAAUCUAUUUUUGUAAUUAUUUAUAGAAACUUUGAAUUGCUUUUUUAUUUUUUAUUUUUUUUUUUUUAAAAAAAAAAAUAUAAUAUAAAU